AUGGCUUCUGCAGCAGCAGGACUGUGUAGCACCAACUUCGCAAUAGCCACAUCCCUGAAGCCACUCAACUUCCCAAACCAGGCACUGUUGGGGCUGAAGAAAUCCGGAGGCGCGGGGAGAAUGAUGGUGAAGGCAAUGGCGGCAUACAAGGUGACCCUCAAGACCCCAGGCGGGGUAAAAAGCGUGAAGUGCCCCGCCAACAAGUACAUCCUCGAUGCAGCCGAGGAAGCCGGCCUCGACUUGCCUUACUCUUGCAGGGCCGGGGCCUGCUCUUCCUGCGUAGGCAAGAUCGUGAGCGGGAAGGUGAAACAGACCGACCAGGCCUUCCUUGACGACGACCAGCUCGCUGCUGGCUUUGUCCUCACCUGUGUGGCUUACCCUGCUUCCGAUGUCGUCAUCGAGACCAACAAGGAGGACGAGCUCGUCGACUAG
Messenger RNA from Linum tenue, 432 nucleotides. The record is from the annotation of a GenBank genome assembly. Lineage: Eukaryota; Viridiplantae; Streptophyta; Magnoliopsida; Malpighiales; Linaceae.